UCCAUAUGAUGGAAGUGGGUGAGAGGCUAAAAACGGUGACUAGCAGUUUCAGAGCGCUAACGUUAGCUACCUGUGCUUCGAAGACAUUCGUCGUCUAAGGAAGUUAUAAAAUACGACUAAUUGACAUCAAGCUGAAAUUACUCGGUAUGUCGACAGUGAAUGUGCUUGCAAGCAUGCAACCUAAAUCAAAGGGAGACGUUUAACGUUAGCUAGCUGGUUAAUGUUACCUUGACAGCACGUAUGGCGUUUUGUAGCUAGCUAACGUUAGCCAUCUGAUAUUCUAAAAGGCCCUCAGCUACCAUAUCACAGACCCGAUGCUACCUACUGUCUUCUACUUUAUAAAUAACAUCCCUGUCUCAAGACCUGUCAACACCUACAUCGAGCAUCAACUCGCUACAUCUCUCCUGGGUGCAGUCCGGCCAAGAAAAUAAUGUCCUACAGUUGAAGAUGGGCGGGAGUGGCUCCAAAACCAAAGGUUAUUGGCCUUUUGCAGGUUCAGGCAGUGGUGAUGGUGAUCCAACCAAAGAGGGAGUCGACGAACAGUCGCUGGCAAGACUCCGAAGUUUCCGAAAUGGGACGCCCUUCGUGUUUACCAGAUGGAGCUCCCUGUACUUUGACGAGGAUGGAGACCUGGCCCACGAGUUCUACGAGGAGACAGUUGUGAUGAAGAACGGCCGUAAGAGGGCCAAACUGAAGAAGAUCCAGAAAAACCUCAUACCUCAGGGAACCGUAAAGCUGGAUCACCCCUGCAUCCAUGUGGAUUUCCCGGUCGUUCUCUGUGAGGUUUGAGGAAGCCUGGUUCCAUGUUCUGAGACCAGACUCAGACUAGCCACUGUCAACUCGGUCCCUUUGUUUCUCCCUCCACCUAUACUUUACCCUGAAGCCCUCCACCUACCCUCCUCUAAUUCGCCAUGGUCUCCCCGUGAUGAUGUUUUGCCGGGGUGCCCUGACCUGUGAGGACAGAUGUGCUGUGGCUCAACGCGUGUUGAGACUGCAUGACAUGCGGCUCUGUAAGGUGUGGCCCGUGUGCAGUCGCGCUACACACAGUAGUGAGUGGUCACUCACGGAGUCCCAUCAGUGAUGUCAGAGAAGAUGUAUGAUGAUGAAGACAUCAUUCUGCUCGCGUUACCCUCAUCCUAUUCAAUAUAUACAAUGCAGGUCCUGUGUGUGUGUGUGUGUGUAUUAGUGGAUAUGAAAUGUGACAAUGUGUCUCCUUGUCUGCCUGUCUCGCAUUAGUGUGCUCUGGUAGGAUGAUCCACUGUACUUUGUAAGGAGAAUGUAAGAGGCCAAUUGACCCAUGGGCUGUUAAGUAGAGUAGUGUCUUUCAGAAUAGGCCGAGGUCCGAUGUCUUUAAACCCCUGGCCUAGAGGGAAUUUGCCAUCUGUACGGAGGGGAACGAGGGGAACAGGUAUUAAGGGGUGAGAUUUUCCUUUUACCUGUUCAGUCUUCAGAGCAUCCAAAGUAGAGUUGCAAAAUUCCAGCAUUACAUUUCCUGGUUUUCCAGAAAUCCCUGUUGGAAGAUUCCCAGAAUCCAUAAUCCCCCCCAACCAGGACUUCUCGAAAACCAGGGAAUUUAUUGAAAGUUCCUGGAAUUUUUUAACUACUUUGGAUGGGGUAAUGUCAGGCUUAACCCAUUAGGGCAAAAUCAUGAGGUCCGGUAUAGGAACAUUUUAAUGGACAUUUUACGUCUAGUCCUCGGGGGAGCAAGUGGGGUGUCGCAUUUUUUCCCCCAUCGUUAGCAAACACUGCUGAUUUAAACAUUCUAAACUGAAGAUCAUAAUUAGUUGAUUAUUGGAGUCUGGUGUGUUAGCUGGGAAUAAGGUGUGACAUGAUCGGAGCUGAUUUUAAUGUGAUGUUUAAUUGACUGGCUGUGGAGGUCAAAUCUUUUUUUUUUUUUUUUUUUUUUUUCAAUUUUCGUGGUAUCCAAUUAUUGUAGUAGCUACUAUCUUGUCUCAUCGCUACAACUCCCGUACGGGCUCGGGAGAGACCAAGGUUGAAUGUCAUGCGUCCUCCGAUACACAACCCAACCAGCCGUACUGCUUCUUAACACAGCGCGCAUCCAACCCGGAAGCCAGCCGCACCAAUGUGUCGGAGGCUACACCGUGCACCCGGCAACCUUGGUUAGCGCGCACUGCGCCCGGCCCGCUACAGGAGUCGCUGGUGCGCGAUGAGACAAGGACAUCCCUACCGACCAAGCCCUCCCUAACCCGGACGACGCUAGGCCAAUUGUGCGUCGCCCCACGGACCUCCCGGUCGCGGCCAGUUACAACAGAGCCUGGGCACGAACCCAGGGACUCUGAUGGCACAGCUGGCGCUGCAGUACAGCGCCCUUAACCACUGCGCCACCCGGGAGGCCUGUGGAGGUCAAUCCUAAUCAUGAAUCGUCUGAGUCGGUGCUGAUCUAGGAUCAGUGUUAACCCUUUGAGAUUAUAGUCAAGCCUACGCCGAGCCGCUUUUUAAAUAUGGGUCCAAGCAUUGACUUGAGACUCUGGGAAAGUCUUCGCUGCUUUGGGCGAUACAUUUAAUUGUUAAUUUAUUAUCUGUUAUAAAAUGGCUUUGUUUUAAAAAAAUCACAACUCAAAAUGUCUGUCCCUUUUUAUUUAUUCCAUGCACCAUUACACAAAGACUGCGUUUACACAGGCAGCCCAAUUCUGAUCUUUUUUUAUUUGAUUUUUUUACCAUUCAGAUCAGCUAUUUUGCCAAUAAUUGGGCAAAAGAUUAGAAUUGGGCUGCCAGUGUAAACACAGCCAAACCCAUGUUUCCCUAAUUUCAACUAUGGAACUUCUGUGUCCUCUGCCCCUGACUUGUAUAAAAGCCAAUUUAUGGUCAUUCUGGAGUCUGUUUACUGCGAUGCGGGCCUCUGCAGAAGUCAGGGCGUUCAUGCUUCACACAGCUGUCAAGGAAGUGAGUUUGUGUUUAUACAGGACAUACUGUCCCUACCUACAGUCAACCAAUCAUGCCAAUGUGGAGUGAAACGCAGCCCUCCGCAUUUUUACAUUUGUGAGGCUCAGGACGAUGCGGUGCGAACCUAGAUUUGACCUUCGGAAGCUCCACAGUUGCUUUACACCCUCCAUACGGAGCAUCCAGACGCAGUUUUGGAGUCCCUGGAUACAGCCCUUAGUCGUGGUAUAUUUGCCAUAUACCACAAAUCCCAGAGGUGCCUUAUUGCUAUUAUUAACCGGUUACCAACAUAAUUGGAACAGUCAAUAAGUCAUUUUGCAUCAUACCUUUCAGCCAAUCAGCAUCCAGGACCCAAGCUACCCAGUUUAUAAGUAAUUUGAUUCUGCAGAAACUUUGAUAUUUGCCCUUUAACCUCCAGUAGUAGUGAUUGGCUCAAGCAUUUCCCCUAGUGACCCCAAAAGGAGACCCCCCCCCCCCCCCCCCCUUAUCUCUGCCAGCCUGAUCCUAUAGACUAGACGUAACAUUGUAAAUUUAAAUCCAGGAUAUGUUACAUUUGGUAUGGUUACAUAAGACAGAUGGUUACUUAAGGCAAAAAUGAAAGUAGGGGUAGAUGGGUGGGCGUCUAGGGCAAACGACUAGCAACCCAAUGGUUGCGAGUUCAAAUCUCAUGGACAACUUUAGAAUUUUAGCUAAUUAGCAACUUUUCAACUACUUACUACUUUGCAUCUUCUUAGCAUGUUAGCUAACCCUUCCCUAAAUGUAACCCUUAAUCCUUUAACCUAACUCCUAGCCUAGCUAAUGUUUGCCACCUAGCUAGAAUUCAUAACAUAGAAGUUUGGAUUUACGUACAGAAUAAUGUGAAAUGCUAUGAGACCAGGUAAACUCAUGUCCAACAACACCAUUGUUCUGGCCAACCAAUGAGAGCAUUGCUCUAAGGGACCUUUCCAGAUGUUAGACAGAUGAUUGUAUUAUGAGCCAUUAUCUGCCAGUUGUAUUGAAGUGUAGGAAGCUCGCCUUAUCUAACGGGUAUACACUUCCAGACCUUUCCCUGAAAGAUCAACAUUGGGCCAGAGUAUGUUCAUGUUCACCAAGGCACAUUCUAUUGAAUUACCAUGUCCACAGACACACACCUCUCUAGCCUACCUCACAGGGGGACGUUAAUUGGAUUUCACAGCCCCCAUUGGCCACUCUCCCACACACUGGUCCCCUGCAGUCUCAUUUCCUUGAGUUAAUCCCUGUUCUGAAGACAGGCGCUGAGCUCCCCGGAGACAGCAAGAUGGGUUUUAAUUGGGUAAGGGGUGGGAGUUUCAAAUCUAAUAAUUUAUGCCAUAUGGGCCCAUGUAUGCCUGUUUUAUACGCUUUUGUCUGAUAAAUUGCUACUUGUAUCCUCAGUUAACUCAGCUCAAUGGAAGAGGUAUUGAUAGUGGUCAAAUCUAGCUGAACAUCAGCAGAGCCUUCUAAUACUGUAUGUCUCUAUGUAAACAGAAGGCUCUGGACAUGACUGCUUGGGUUCUGGGCACAGAUGACUCCUGCAGUGUCAAGCCAUAAUAUGAAAUGCGCUGUUAUGGAAGUGAUUGGACUUGUUUGACAUUGCAGCUGACAUGGUGCAUUUUCAAUAAAUGAUGACUGACUGACGGAUCUACAAAUAAUAUUGAAUAGGAUGCAAGGUGAUUUGCAGAUCAGUCAGUCGGUGGUCGCCUGCAAUGUUUACCAAGUCCUUUAACUUUAGUUUGACAACCAGGGUGGUACAGUGGUAGGGUGCAUGGGAGGGGAGGUUGGAGUUCAUCAAUCAAUGUGAGGGUGUGUUUUUACACAUUCUACAUACCUUCUCAAGUGGUCCUUCCACGAUGUCAGUGUGUUUGAUAUUCCAGGUAAGGGGGUCUACCUGUGUGUGUAUGUGCUGCAUAUAGCAUGUCAUUCUCUGUUGUAAAUGGUGUCUGAUUGCUAGCAGAUGACACCACAGUAAUUACACGGACUUCAUUCAAUUCCAGAGCAGUAGCUAGAUGCCACAGAGGCUGCUGCUGCAGUUUCUCUCCCACUGAUCGGAGCAUGUGCAGUCUGGAAUGCACAACUUGAAAAGUUGUCACUGUCAUUCACUAUAUUGUGUCUAGGUUGCAUAGAUAGAAUCCGUUUCACUAAGAUCACUAAUGGCUCUGACCUGAACCCUUAUUUUACUCCAGAGGUAAGCAUUAGAUCUGUCCGACAGGCUUCAGAGACAUUGUUUGCAUUUCACAUUAUGGAACUAUUGAAGGCUUUGAAUCGCUAACGUGUUUACACAAGAUGGUUUCGUCUGAGUGUUCUCUUGACCCUGGCACAGUUGGCAGCUGAAGAUUGUGCCCAGGCAGUACCAGUACUGUAUGUUCAGCAGCAGUGUGUGGCAUCAUGUCCUUGGCCCUGGUGCCACACCAAUGGGUACUGUGCGGUUGUCGGUGUCACGCUGUCACAGCAGCCACAACCCACUAAUGUUCCUGUUGUUUUGGGAGGCCUCAUCCUGUCCUGUGACGAUGUGCUGAAAGGGGUAAAUGCAACCUGGGGAGGAUGUCACUGACGUCCAAAUGGUGGAAUAAGUGACCCCAACUACUGCACAGGAAACAGCGAAAGGCAACUCUCACCGGGUGUGUGGUGUGAAUGUUUGUAUUUGGGGGGCUACCUUUCACUCACACACCUUUCACCUAUUUAUUUGUGAUGAAAAUUGUAUGUUUGUGCUUUUCUAAUAACAAAUGUCUGUGUUCAUGCAAGUGACUGAUUAAAUGUGCCUGGGAGGAAUCCUCACUAUCAGUAUCUGCAAUUUGGCAGUAUGCCCAGAACCUUGUUUUGAGAACGAAAGGGAUAUCUCAGUUUCAAGGUCUCAGCUUGGAGAGAAGAAUCCUCGUGAGGUAUUGGUCGGUCACAUGCAUGAACCAAAUGUUAAUGAUGAAUUAAAUAUGAAUAAUGAAUAAGCAGUAUAUAGGAGAACUAACGGGACUGCCCCGGUGGAGCUUACUUCAGACCGGUACUAUAUGCAUCGAAGUUUGACUGUGACCUCUCCAGCUUGCUGUCAAUAAAUAAUGAUUAAUUUAA
This is a messenger RNA of Oncorhynchus nerka (sockeye salmon), 5961 nucleotides long. It is a transcript of the gene tusc2b, whose product is annotated as tumor suppressor 2, mitochondrial calcium regulator b. Lineage: Eukaryota; Metazoa; Chordata; Actinopteri; Salmoniformes; Salmonidae. Gene Ontology annotation, biological process: inflammatory response; regulation of mitochondrial membrane potential. The coding region runs from base 448 to 789 and encodes 113 amino acids. The transcript is spliced from 4 exons. The record is from RefSeq and is a predicted model, not a curated record. Gene Ontology annotation, cellular component: mitochondrion.